Daucus carota subsp. sativus is the source of this 613-nucleotide messenger RNA. RefSeq lists its product as uncharacterized. The transcript is spliced from 3 exons. The coding region runs from base 1 to 444 and encodes 147 amino acids. The record is from RefSeq and is a predicted model, not a curated record. Lineage: Eukaryota; Viridiplantae; Streptophyta; Magnoliopsida; Apiales; Apiaceae.
AUGAACCAAAACUCUGCACGAGAGUAUUAUAAGCUACCUACUGAUGCGGUUGAAAAAAAGAUUGAAAAUGUUGAAAAACUUCUUAAAACGGGAACCGUUGAGGAUGCUAACAAACUUGUAUAUGGUGACAAGAAACACAGCCGCUCGUACCUACUAGGUAGACUUAUUCAGAGAAGGGAAGCAAAGGGGAAAUCUGUGACACACAGUGAGGCUACUAUCUCUGAUCAGGUGUUGGCCAGUUUGACAGAAAAGAUCCGAGAACAACUUGCUCAAGAGAUGGAAGAAAAAAUGGAUCAGAAGGUUCGGGAGAAUGUCAAGGCAAUGGUGUGCAAGUUGGCAGAAAAGAAUCCAGACCUCAAGAUUGAUAUUCAAGACCUCAGUGUCGAGCCGACGUAUGAUGCCUCUGCAAGUGGAGCGAACACAGCCACCACGGACACUACUUGACUUGAUGUGUGAUGCACUUAGAUACUCUAAUCAUAUUUUGCAAAGUUUAACUUGUAAUGUAAUGCAUGAUGACGUAGGAAUUUUAAGACUUUGAACUGCUAUUUUACUUGGAUGGUUGAAUUAUGGUUGCAAAAUUUGGAUGUUUGGUUUAUUGUUGAAUCUGAAUUUG